AUGGGAAGCAGCGAAGGGCAGCAGACGUUCUGCUUGAAGUGGAACCACCACAAGGCUAAUUUAGUGGAGAUUCUUGAGGCUCUUAUCAAAGUAGAGACCUACGUGGACUGUACGUUGGUAGUGGACGACCAGGUCACGUUCAAAGCGCAUCGAGUUGUGCUCGCCGCUAACUCCCCCUACUUUCAGUCUAUAUUAGCCGAUGUACCUAUGGAUCACUGUAGCAUUCUGUUUCCCGGCGUCAAGGAUUUUGAAAUGCGUGCUUUACUUGAAUAUAUGUACACUGGUGAGGUGAACGUAACCCAGGCGCAUAUCCCUCGCAUUAUGAAGGUGGCAGAAGAGUUGGAGGUGAAAGGGUUGUUUGAUAUGUCAGAACUCCGUCGUAGGCCGGGAAGUAGUGAACGGACACCAGCGGCCUCCCCUCCUAGAGUAGUGCCAGCUGCUCCUUCCAGCGUUUCUCCGCCCGUCUCCGCCCCUGCUCCGACUUGCCGCUGGCCACCACCACCGACUGCACCUGUUCUAUCCGCUGCCUACGAAUCUCCCGACAUGAAUCCACUGAAACGUAAAAAACUCUCCAGUAUGUUAGCUACCCGUGACACACCGAUUUUGAGAAAUGUCCUUGCCCAAACCUCGCCCGUCGAUUCUCCACAGCCUAUGUCCCUUGUAUGUCACCCUGUGAACCAGCACGCACCUCCGCGUCUUCACUCCAACGGGUCAGCUCAUGAAUCUGAUCGUCCUCCAAGCCCACAACGCGCAUUCGAAUAUCGCCCUCGAAGAUUAUCUUCAAGGGCCUCCUCUCCGCAUUAUAACCGAUCUGAUCGCUCAGAGGAUGCUCAUUCGCCUUACACGGAGCGCUCCUUUGAAGAAGAAAAUUCACGCACUUUCCAUUCCUCGCCUCCACCGCCGAGUUUCCAACAAGACGUAAGAGCGGGAUUAGCACCCUACGUACCACCACAACAAAAACCGGAGUGGAAACGAUAUAAACAAUACACAAGAUCCGACAUUAUGUCAGCUAUCGAAUGCGUGAGAAACGGGAUGAGUGCACUACAAGCGUCACGUAAAUACGGUGUUCCCUCACGCACACUUUAUGAUAAAGUUAAAAAACUCGGCAUAACAACAAGCCGACCGAUGAGCAGAGGCGUUAAAAGAGAACCGAACGGUGCCGCCUUUCCCUAUGGUUUAAGUGGUACUGGAGGUAACGAAGAAGGCACGCCGACAACACCUCUUAUAGAUCCAUCUUUCCUUCAACAAGCAUUGGAAGGCGCGACGAGAGAUGGUGGCCGGGAAGCUCUUCAUGCUAUGGCUUUAGCGGCCGCAGCACAUGCAGCUUUAGCUCCGAGAACACCCCCGAGGUCAGCUCCACAAUCACCACGCACGCCUCCGCCGGACGAAGACCACGUGGAAGAUCUCUCUGUAUCUCGCCGUAGAGACGCCGAUCAGCCAGCCGGAGUUAUAGUUCCACCUCGUAAUUUUGCUCUCGAUUGCAGCAGCGAAAGAGAUUGA
Molecule: messenger RNA, 1500 nt
Organism: Parnassius apollo (apollo)
Lineage: Eukaryota; Metazoa; Arthropoda; Insecta; Lepidoptera; Papilionidae
Source: the annotation of a GenBank genome assembly